GCUAAUAAAUAUUCUGAAAAUACAGGCCCGCCAUUCGUAACACGAGCAAAUAGUGACAGUUUCAAUUUUCCAACCAUGUCGGAGAUUAAUUGGGAAAACUUUGAUCCUCAAGCUGAACAUUAUUAUGAUGAAGGUUCCAACAAGUAUGAGAAUGUUAGUGCAGAUUCCACAGCUACUAAUGAUCGGAAGAAGAGGCAAUUGCAAUAUCCCUAUCUGGUAGUCAGGAAGAAACAUGCUUUAAUAACUGAAAGCUUGCUGAAAAACUUCUUUGGAGAGGCCAUCAUAUAUGGCAUUGAAUACCGUACAGCUUCUGGUGUGUUUUUUGUGUAUUUUCACAACUUGGGUUCCCUGGAAGCAGCCAAAAUUAAAAUACGCCAGUUUCCAAAUAUUAUUGACUGUGUAGAGGGUCGACCAAAUUAUUACCAAAACCAGUUGCCUUCUGAUCAGUUACACAAUGAAAAUGUGAUGCCAAUGGAAGAUCUGACGGACAAAAACGGAAUAGAUGAGAAGCGGACUAUAAAAGUGUCGGAGAAAGAAAGCCAGCACCCCGCAUUCCACAAGGUUCCUAUAGUCAUAAAAGCAGAUUACAGUGCCAAGAAUUCUUUGAUAGCAAAGAAUGAUGUCUAUCAACGCUACCUGAAUGUUAAACACGAGUUUGCAUUGGAGCGUCUUGGUGUCUAUGUGACUGUGGAUUCUCUAGAAAAGGAUCAAGUCAAACAACAAAGGCGUUCAGGACGCAAGGUGGUAACUUAUAUACAGGAGUUAGAAACCAAACCAAGCGACAGUGAAUCAAAGCUUGCGCAGCGAGCAAACAUGUGCUUGGCAUGCAUGUGCUACACGGAUAACAGUUGCAAGUUCUGUAGCAUGCCCUUCUGUAAUAAGACUUGCUUCAAUAAACUUUCCACUCUGCACAAAGAGACCUGCGCUACUGGAAAAUGGCCAAUACUAGAUGAAACUAUUGACGAACAAUUUACUAAGCUCAAGUUGCCGCCAUCUGGCAGCAACGUAAAAAUAACAGCGUUUGAGCAAUCUAACGUAGUUUAUGUGCGUUCAGCUGAAAUACACGCAGAGGUAGCUUACUUCAAGCUCAUCUCAGAUGUUAUGUGCCACGGCAAGUCGGCAACGAAGCUAACUAAGCUGCCACGCUGCGGCGAGCUGGUAAUAUAUAAGAUUGAUACUGAAAUAAUUCGUGCCAUGGUGCUCAAUGUAGAAGAUCCGCAAGCCAUCUAUAUAGUCUGUGUAGACUAUGGUAGCGUAGAGAUAACAACACUCGAUUGUCUGUAUGAAUGCAGCUACUAUUUAGCUAGCUUGCCGCGCUACACUGUUCCCGUACUGCUGCGUGGCGUGCCCAAGCGUUACCUAACUAGUAAUCUUUGUGGUGUAUUUUAUGAACUAAACGACAAUUAUACUUUUGUAUUAAAGUACGCAAAGCACGACUUUGAUGCUGGCAAAGGCAUGCAGCGUGUGUUACUUAUUGAGACCGAAAUGAAUCGCAGCCUGAAUCGUCUAGUUAAAACAAUAAUAACGCCAGUGGAACCAACAUUAUACACCAACCCAUUAACGGAAGAUUAUCUGCAUCAUGUGUAUUUACCCAAUGGAAAGCACAUGGAAUUGGUUGUCAUGGACAAUAGUUACCUAAAGGACGGCAUCAUCUACUGCACCUUGUUGGAAUAUGCGUACGAAAUAACACAACUACAACGUGACUUACAAUUUUAUGGUGAAAGCCUUGCCAAAAGAACAUACUAUGCUCCACGUAAAAAUGAGCUGUGCAUUUGCAAAUAUCACGACAAAUGGUGCCGCGGUAUUUGUAUGGAGAUAGUGGGAGAUGGUUAUCCCAGCAUUCUCUUUUUAGACUAUGGUAACAUAACGCCCAUACAUAUAGAUUACAUACGUCCAUAUGCGCCUCAGUUUAAUUAUCCAAUAUUAACCAUAUUAUUCGUUAUAAAUGAUUUGGUGCCCUGUGACAUGAGCGACAGCCAUUGGAUUAAACUAGAACAACAGUUAGCGAUUGGAUCUAUAUUUAAGUGCAACGAAGUGAGUUACGACGAGAAAGAAAAUAAUUACUCAAUGUGUUUGGGUGUGGAUGCUAUACUCUCAUCAAAAUAAUUAUACUUUAACUAACUUGACUAAAAGUACAUACGAAGAGAAAAUGAA
Drosophila busckii is the source of this 2154-nucleotide messenger RNA. RefSeq names its product protein vreteno. The record is from RefSeq and is a predicted model, not a curated record. Lineage: Eukaryota; Metazoa; Arthropoda; Insecta; Diptera; Drosophilidae. The transcript has 5 exons. The coding region runs from base 76 to 2106 and encodes 676 amino acids.